Molecule: messenger RNA, 2433 nt
Organism: Oikopleura dioica
Lineage: Eukaryota; Metazoa; Chordata; Appendicularia; Copelata; Oikopleuridae
Source: the annotation of a GenBank genome assembly
AUGCGUUGUAAAUUUUUGCUGCUCGCCCUGCUGGGUCUCGUUUGUGGACAAUUUGGGAGUUCAAGCUCAUCCCUCCUCCUCCGUAGCCUCGUCGAGAGCUUAGAGCGCAACCUUGUUGCAAAAAUUGAACACGUCGAGCGGGUACUUAGAGAUGAUCUCGAAAUCCUGGACGAUAAAAUAUCAACUUUCGAGGAUGAACUUCACGACUUGAAAAAGACCCAAUCGGAGCUGGAGACGCAUGUCGAGUCGAACUCGGCGAAAUUGGAUGGCGUUGAGGGCAAGAUCCAGGCUGCUGGAAAUCAGUUGGCUGACCAGUUCAUGGACAAUAUCAACAUCGUCGGCAUGUCUGUCACCCAGUUGAGCGACAGAACUCAAAUUACAGAGGAUUUAAUCAAAGACAGCCGCUCAAGAAUCGAUGAUUUAGAACAAGCCUCUUCAAGCAUCCGGUCAAGAACGGAGCGACUCGAAGCUUCAGCUGAACAACUCGAAUUGCGACCAGAAGACAUCACUAAAAUUCUCACUGCUGUUGAAGAGCACAUGGGUGGUGCAACUGCUUUCGAACUCGAGUCCAGAAUCGGCGAUUUAGAAUUAAGAUGGGAUGGAAAUGUCGACGAGAAAAUCGAAAACGUGACAGUUAUUUUCGACAAGCGUCUCGAAGAAAUGGCCACAGAGACCAUCGGAACUAUCCAAGAAGAUCUGACAAAGAUUUCAACCAAAACUGACACGCUCCAAACAUCGGUCGAGACUUCGGUUGCAGACUUGUCGGUGCGAGUUGAAACUGCGGUCGCGCAAAGCGGCGCGCUUGGAGACGCUUUAGCUGGAACAUUUCAGCAGUACGCUUCGCUCAGCUCCCAGAUUUACCAACUAAGCAGCGACGUAGACCUCAAGGUGGCCACAGUGCAGGAUCAAUUCACAGAUCUCAAUCAGACCAUUGAACUCCUUGGCUCGACGAUGGAGUCGAUUCUUGAAGAAGGCGCUGCUACUGCUGAAUUUUACGAAAUCAAAGCGAAGGUUCUUGAACAAGAACUAAGCUCGAGCGCGUUUGAAUUGAGAAUCAAUACCAAACUCGAUGAGUUUGCUCAGAGAAGCGACUCCGUUCAGCAAGAAAUUUCGAAUAUGCAGACGUACCAAGAAGAAGCAGGAAGCCGACAGCAGCGACUUUGGGAUGAGUCCGCAAACUUUACAAAGACUUUCAAAGAUUUCAUUGUCGAAACAAACGAACACAUUACGGAUUUGACCUCGAGAUCAGCAAUGUCGAGCGAGAAGUUGACUCAGGCAUACAACAUGGCCGAAUCCGCCAAAAAUGGAAUCAAGAAUGCCAUCCGAAAAGCCGACGCCGCUGACAACUCAAAGGAAGUUUCAAGUCUUAGGUCCUCCUUGUCGAAUUUGGAAAAGAGCAGUAAUCUAACCACCGUUGGGCCAAUCGUGGCAGAGAAUACAGAAGCUGCCAAGGAUAUCAGACGAAUGAAGAUUGAUAUCGACACUCUUCGCCGCAAUCUGCAGUUCCAGGCCGCAAGAAUUUCGGGUGGCGAUUUGGGAGCACGAGUCGGCGGGGAAAGUACCGGAGCUUCUUCCGAAGAAAUCGAAAAUUUGAAAGCUCAUAUUGACUCCAUUGACGGCCAAAUCGACAGCAUUCAGGAUGAUAUCGACCGAGUUGAGAGCAAAUCUGACGCAACUAGCUCAGCGUUGAAGGAGUUCCAGAUUCGAAGUGCUGCGGCCACGAGCUCACUUGAAAACACAAUCGAAGCUCAAGGAAAUAAGUGCUUCGCGGGGCUCAAUGAGCAAGGACAAAUUCUCAACACCGUGAGAUUGUCUGUCAAGGAAAUCUCCGACGAUCUCUUUGAAGAGCAAACUUCCGCAUCGAAGAAGUUCGAAUCCGUCGAGGAGAAAAUCUCAAACUUUGAUUCAAAGGUCGAUGAGUUUGGGCGCACGCAGCAGUCAUUGUCAAGCUCCGUUUCCAAUUUCCGACAAGAUGUGGAGAUCUCCAUCGCUGGUUACCUCACCUCCUUCACUCAAUACAUAGAAAAACGGCAGCGAGGAACUCACACAACGUUACGAUACGUGGCUUCGAACAAGGACGUUUAUUCUUCGCUAGAAGAUGCCUCGAGGAUUCUCCCAUUCAACGAUGUUGUCACUGAUAGCAACGGAUCCGCAAAUGGCUCGGGUAUCAGCAUUCCAUCCGAUGGGCAGUAUGUUAUUAGCGCGACGGUUACGACUGUCAAGGGCUCAGUUAUCUUUGUCCAAGUCCUCAAUACCAGCGGAGAAGUUCGAGAAACUGUUCGUCUCUACGAAGGAAGCUGGUCUGCCGCAGGAAACAGCAUCGUAAUGGAUCUCGUUCGAGGCGAUACAGUAAUGAUCGCCCUCUCCGAGAAUGGCAAGGUCGUCGAUGGAAUCUACAACUACUUCACUGUUUCGUUGGCCGAGCCAGCGUAA